CCGCGCGGGGGCAGCGGCAGGCCGCCCCCGGUGCAGGCCGUCCCUCCGGCCCGGGCCGGCCCCGGGGCACCACCGCAACCGGCGGGGCGGCGGGAGGAGAGAAGGCCGGAACCUUCGCCGUGAGGCCGCGGAACCCCGGAGGACGAGCCAAGGAGCGCGGCGGACCGGCCCCUCCCUGCGCAUGCGCGGGCCGCUCCUCUGGAGAUAAGUGUUUGAACACAGCACAUGCCUAAGCAUGCAGUCUGCUAAUGUGCUUCUGAAAAAAAUAGUAAGAAGUUCUGUCCUUCCAUUUGCUGGACAGCAUGGGAUGAAAAAGGAUUUGUUACCGCUCAGUAGAACUCUGAGUUUAUCGCUUGGCCUGAAGCAGGACAAUUCAUGCAGUCCCUCAGAAAAACUAGAUUUAGAUGCGUGGAAGAAGGUAAUGAAGUCUGGGUUGCAAGAAGAAGUCAGUAAGACGGCCCCUGAGCAUAAGGAGCUUUCUGCUUUGGCUGCUGCACGUGAGCUUUUGGAGAUGUGGAGACUGGCUGGCAGAUUGGUUCCAGAAAACAUCAGCGAAGAACAGCUAAAAACCUUUAUGGAGUGUCCUUCCAAGUCAGCCAAAAAGAAGUAUUUGAAAUAUUUGCAUCUCAAAGAAAUUCACAAGAAAAAUGACAAAAGAAAGAUGGAUGAGAAAAGGGAAAGGAGGCUGGAAGCACAAGAGCAAGCUUCAAAAACUGAUGAGACCAAGAGGAAUUCAUUUGUGUGUUUGUGGACCAGUGGUAUGGAUAAAACAUACAGUUGGAGGGUUGCUCAGUCUAUGGUCUUUGGCCAACCUCUAGUAUUUGACAUGUCUUACGAAAAAGAUAUGUCCAUCCGAGAAGUUGCAAAUACAGUGAGACAGAUAGUAUUAAGUGAAGGCUGCAAUCGAAGGUCCAUGGAUCCGUUCCACAUCCACUUCUGUAACUUCAAAGAUGACAGCCUCUAUCACAAGGAAUUUCUCAAGCACUAUAGAGAGGCAUGGGGCAAACUGCUUAUCACUGUGACGGACCAGUGCUACACAGAUGUCUUUCCAAAGGAUAAGCUUAUCUAUCUGACUGCUGAUUCUCCCAAAGUAAUGAAAACAUUUGACCAUGAUAAAAUCUAUAUCAUUGGGUCAAUGGUUGACAGGAGCAUAAAAACAGGAGUCUCUUUAGCACGGGCAAAGCGACUGGGGCUGGAGACUGCAGCCCUUCCGUUGGAGAAGUACUUGCUUUGGAGCUCCGGUGCCAAAAAUCUCACUCUGGAUCAAAUGAUGCAUAUUUUAUUAACCUUGAAAGAUACUGGAGACUGGAAGAAGGCUCUGGAGUUUGUUCCGAAAAGGAAAUAUUGCAGCUUUGUAAGCAAGCCUGUGGAUGAACUGAAAAAAACCUUAAACCUGAUCAACACGCUUAAACUUGGAAAGAGACAGGAAGAAGUACGGAAGCUAUUUGCCAAGAACUACUCUAAGAAGCUAAGGCAAAAGUAGAGUGAUGGGGAAGAGAAUGAUUUAUUACGAGGAAACUGCCCUUCAGUGCUCCAGUUUCAUGGGACUUCUGGAACUGUAUUCAGCUAUUUAUCUCUAAAAAUGCCUUUGUUGGUCAAAUUUGAAAGGACUGUUGUCAGGGAUUUUUUUUAAAAAUGACCUUAGUAUUCCAGCUGAUUGAAUUUAUUCACAGAUGACUGAAAUUAUGUAAGAGAAAUGAGAUAAUGGGUCCUAAAAAAUUACCGUGUACAAAGAAUAUAAAUCUGUUCAGUUCAGUCAUGCUGGGACAAGGGUGACUGUGACCCAAUGCAAAGGUGGCUCUUCAGAGCAUACCUCAGUGCUUUGGGUUUGCAGGUGGAGGCCAUCCACGGUUGUCUUCUGAAAAGUUAGCUAAGGGAAAAUAGAAGAGACCUUUCCCCGUUACUUCCUGGAUUUUCUACUGGGUGUAGAUUAAUUGACUCUUGAUAGGCGGGCUAAAACCAAAUGGUUUAAACCUAGCAUGAGUUCGGGGCGUUGCUCCUUUUGGUUCUGGGUGUUCUAUUUGGCACAAAUUGAGUCCCUAUCUGGAAGGAAUAAUCCAAGUUUUCUUGACCCUGCCAAAAAAAUUCCUUGUGUACUUUUGUGUAAGACAUUUAUCCCUGAAAGCCUGUGUUUUCAGUCCAUGUAAUGUAGAUUUCCCAAAGUGCUGGUACACAGUUCUUUUAGUAAAUACAUGAGGAGAGGGUCUUGUACUACUCACAGCUGAAAAUGUGUCCGUUGGUCUCUCUGUGAAAGUCUGUGUUGAGGCUGCAGGGCUGCCUUGGGCGUGUUGUUAAAUACAAUCCUUUCUGCAGUCUGGAGGAGGAGGAGGGAUUCCUUGGUGCCUUUACGGGUGCUUAAAUCUUUUUGAUUUAAUCUAGUUGACUACCCCAACACUUGAAGUCAGUGAUAGCUGAUGGUGGCUUUUGUCCUGAAAGUUCAAAAACUAUGAGUGGGGAAUGUAAUUUUGAAGGGUAGGCUCCAAAUAUACCUGGAGUUAGUUAUGAUUUGGUCUCUGUGGUGAGGAGGGGGUUAGAAAGCGGAGGAUGCGCUACCCCAGCACUACCCUCCUCUGCCUGUGAAGCGCAGGGGCCUCUGGGUGUGGUGAACCCCUGGUGUCGAGAAAGACCUGGCUGUGCAUGGUUGGGUAGUAUGCACAGCUUCAUCCCGGGUUAGUACGCCAGGUGCGGCUGAGGGCUGCCUCCCAGCUCCCUGCCAAGUCCUUGGGUGCAAGGACUGGCUGUGUGAGUGUGCAGCCGCCUUGCUCAAACAGACCCUCUUUCCUCACAUGGGGAAGGGACAAGGCAGAGCUGUGCGCUGCUGGGCUGUGCCUCCUGUUAUUUGCUGUUUCUCCAUAAAAACAUCCUCUUCCUGA
Molecule: messenger RNA, 2873 nt
Organism: Phalacrocorax carbo (great cormorant)
Lineage: Eukaryota; Metazoa; Chordata; Aves; Suliformes; Phalacrocoracidae
Source: RefSeq, a predicted model, not a curated record